Rhodamnia argentea is the source of this 733-nucleotide messenger RNA. RefSeq lists its product as uncharacterized. The transcript has 2 exons. The record is from RefSeq and is a predicted model, not a curated record. Bases 145 to 612 code for a protein of 155 amino acids. NCBI's taxonomy places the organism in Eukaryota, Viridiplantae, Streptophyta, Magnoliopsida, Myrtales, Myrtaceae.
AAAAUCCACUUUUGGGGUCCUUUUCAGCAACCUUUACAAGACUUAACCCAAUACUCAACCUCUCUCUCCUCUCCAUAUAAACCCUUAAUUGUACUUCUCUUUAUACUUAUGCAUUGCAUUAGAUUUUUCUAGAGAGAGAGAGAUAUGGCCAUGGCUGCUGCUUGCUGCCUCAAUCCCUCUCCUCCCACCCCACGUUCAAGCAACUCUUCUUCUUCUUCUUCUUCUUCUUCCAUGGCUUCAAGAACAGUACAAGUCCCAUGGAACCGGAACGGAGCGCGGUCGGGCGCCGCGGCAAGAGUGGCGAUGGUGGUGAUCGGGCUGGUGGAGAUGGGCAACACCUUCAUGGGGGCCGGCGAGAUCCCCGAGGCCAUGGCUCUCGAGACGCCGGGAGACGGCCGCCCCGAGGACGGGGUCGCGAGGGUCGCACGGUGGAGCGAGAAGAGGGCUUGCCCGCCUUGGAGGCUCAACUCCCUCGAGACCAUCGUGCCAGAGAACCUCCCGAGGCCGCACGCUCACCGGAGGUCGGAAUCGGUUGGUUUCUCCGAUCGCCAAGACGCACCAGCCCUCAAUCUUGGGGUCGCCAUAUCAAACCCUAGAUGCUUCUCCAUGUAACCUCACAUGCCCAUUAUGUACACAAAAUUGCGUUACAAACUAUACAUAAAUGACUAUACUUUCGCUUCUCGCAAUUCUUCUUGUCGUGCAUGUUGAACAUCCGUCUCAUCUAUCUUAAGUA